AUGCCUGCGGAAAAUGAAAAGGCUGCAGACACUACGUCCAUUGAUCUCGGAGAUCAAGCCACUCCCGCCACACUACGGUCGAACCCUACCUCCCAAUCUCUUGUCGACCAAGUCAGCCUCUUCAUUGCGCAUGCAGAUAGGAUAACCUUGCUCUCAGUUGCCACCGGAUUGGUUGCCGUCCUGUAUGUGCUAUUCGGCAGGCUUGCGCUUCUCCUUCUUGGUGGUAUUGGCGGAGUCAUCUUGCAUAUCUGGUGGGAGGGAUAUGAAGGUGGAGAAGACGGAGAUAAUGGAGCGGCAGCAAGGCGCAAACGGAAUGAACUUAGCUUGGAAUUAGCUAAUAGAUUGACUGCACUGUACGCAGACAACGGUUCCAAACCUGAUGAGGAUGAGGACGAUCUAUAUAAGUCAGGAGAACCUGUUCUGGAUUAUUCCAAAUUGGGCCCGGCAACGGCGGCCGCAUUGACUGCUCUAACUGAUUCUGUUGUUGCAGACUAUGUAAGCUGGUGGUAUAAACCUAUUUUACCUUCUGAGGCUGAGUUUCCCCAAGCCUGUCGCGACACAUUCGUUAGAAUGGUCUUAGCCGUAUCAUCCCGUAUAUCUCGCAAGCGGCCUGCCGACAUUUUUCUCCAGUUUGCGACCAAUUCAACAUCGUUUAUGAUUGUAUUUUUCAGCGAGCUUUCUGCUGCUGUUGGAACAACGACGGGCGGGUCCAGCCCUGUGGCAGACUCCAUAGAUGGAUAUUUGAAGAAAAACCCAGAGAGCAGCCUAGCCAACGUUUUAUCACUUAACCAGCAGGAGAAGAAACUUGGUCACGUUGGGACCGACAUCCUUAAAACCUUCCUUGAGCCUUCAACUUACAAUUGUGUUCCUCUCCGCAUUUUUCUACGUGAGGUUAUGUCUCGUCUAAUAUUAAAACCUACAAUAGACAUGUGCUCUGACGCAGAGUAUAUUAAUACCUGGAUCGUCCAUUUACUCGAGGAAGGGGAGCCGCAACUGUUGAACGCAAUUGAUGCUGGGCUUGAGCAGGCAGAUGAUAUCAAGCAGAAAAACCCAACUAGCACAGCCACUCCGACCUCCAACUUACCUGACGAAAAGGCCUCUGAUACUUUGUCAGGCUUGAGAGAUCAUAAGCCAGCUGAACGAAAGCAUGUGGACCAAAUGCAAUCCGCAAGCCAGUCCCCUGAUCACGAACUUGCACAGAAUGAGGCCGUUGGUGUUGUAUUAGGGUCAGAAGAAGCAUUCGAAUCACCGCAUUCUGACCAGAAAACUGAGCAUCCUACCGUAUAUACGCAUAUACACACCGACUCUUCUUCCUCGAAUACCACGGAUCCUCAGCCUACCCCUCGCUCAAGCAGCAGCCUCAAUGAAAAUCUUCUCAACGAACCCCCCAUUGACAGCCAAGUGACGCCAAUCCCAGAUAGCACUACCACCUCGUCAGGUACAACAAAAUCUCCUCAACUCCGCGGCUCCUCAGUUUCUAUAAUUGAAGACUUCGGCGAAGAUGACAAAAGUAACAUACGCUCAAAACCAACAAACGAGUAUUUGAUACAAAUUGAGCCUAACAACUCUAAGCUCACUGGAUGGAUGAUUGCCAGGAAAUAUAGUGACUUUGAAAUACUGCAUGAAACUCUGCGGCGAAUUUCCGUUGUAUCAGGAAUUUCUGAUUUCUCAUUACACCAUCAUGAGUUACCAGGGUGGAGAGGCCGGAAUAAGAGCAGCCUUCGUAUCUCUCUUGAGAAAUACUUACAGACUGCUCUACAGUACGAGCAGCUAGCAGACUGCGAGGGAAUGAAGAAGUUUCUGGAAAAAGGGCGUCAAUCGGGCCUCGAAACAGACUCUGCAUCUUCAAAGCCUGGAUUUCAUUUUGCAGCGCCUGCUGCCGUGCUUGAGAAUAUGGGAAAAGGCGUAAUGGGCGUUCUAGGUACUGCGCCAAAGGGAGUCGCAAAUAGCAAGAAGGCCAUUGUCGAUGGAGUUUCGGGGAUAUUUGGGGCGCCAGGAAACGAUAGCAGGAAGCGAGUCAACAGUACUGCAGCAAGCAGACCGUCGAACGUACGAGGUACCUCUAUUGAUAUCCAGCCAUCACCUAUGAACAAUUUUACGGCCCACUCUAAGAAUUUGUCCAUGAGUAACCUGCAGGAUACGCCGCGGGCGCCGUUCCAACGGUAUCCAACCCAACCGGAGUACGAAUCAGAGGAUACCAAUGUUGAAUUGACUAUUUCGACUUCCCAACCGGGUAGCUCAUUGGCUAGCUCGCGUGAGAAUUUAGCAGAUGGAGUCAAUAUUACACCACAGUCAUCAGAUAGCCCAGAUACUCUACAUGCAGCUCUUCCCCUAGAAGCAAAUGAAAAGAAAGACGAUCAGACGCCGCAACCUACGAGGCCAGACAUCACAGAGCCACCGCCAAAGAAGAGCUCCGAGAACCGCACAUAUCCUCCGCUUUCUGAAGAAGAAUCAGUCGUUGUGGUAGAGCUACUUUUUGCCGUGAUUAACGAGGUCUACAGUCUCUCGUCGGCAUGGAAUAUUCGGAAAAAACUGCUAAAUGCGUCUAAAUCCUUCCUUUUACGCCCAGGGAACCCUAGUUUGGAAGCUAUUCGGACUCUGCUCCAGGACUCAAUAAUUGACGCUAAUACAUCUGAUGAGGCACUUGCUAGAUACAUAGCCAAGUUACACAAAAGCAGCAUGCCGGCUGAAGAAGAUUUGAAGGCGUACCCUCCUCCUCUUUCGUUGGAGCAAAAAGAGCAACUUAGGGUCAAGGCGCGUGCGCUACUGGUUAGUAGAGGUAUGCCACCCGCUUUGAUGGGUAUUAUGGGCGCAAAUGCAACUGGGGAGGCGCUUGGUAAAAUCUUCGAUUGCUUACAGAUACCCUCGGUUGGAAGAGCUUUCGUUUUCGCCAUCCUUCUACAAGCAAUUAGGGUUAUGACACAAUGA
Messenger RNA from Microsporum canis CBS 113480, 2928 nucleotides. Its product is annotated as PX domain-containing protein. The transcript is spliced from 2 exons. Bases 1 to 2928 code for a protein of 975 amino acids. Gene Ontology annotation, cellular component: intracellular membrane-bounded organelle. The record is from RefSeq and is a predicted model, not a curated record. Gene Ontology annotation, molecular function: phosphatidylinositol binding. Lineage: Eukaryota; Fungi; Ascomycota; Eurotiomycetes; Onygenales; Arthrodermataceae.